AUGUACGAAAAGCCCAAGUUCGAAAUCAUUGCCUUCUCAUCAGCCUCAUUCACAGUCAUCUACACCACCUUAACGUUCUUCGCACCCCAAAAUCUUCACCAAAUCAACAACAUGAAGUCCUUCAUCACUCUUGCCAUCCUUGGCUUUGCUUCAAGCGUAUUCGCCCAAAGCGGUGCAGCGUGUCCGCUGCAUGCAGUGCAAGUGCUCCAUGCCGUGCACAAGGAAGCCGUUGUAGCAUCUCUGGACGCACGGCCAACUGCAGUUAGGAUGCGCAUCAGGACUACUAUCAAACGCUUUCAUGUAGGAGCAGUUUCAAGCUGCCGAACGGAGGAAGUUGGGCACCAGAGCACACUGUCUUUCAACAAGACAUGGUCCUCUGAAACAUUGUUAUCUACAUUCAUUCUUUAUCGAAAUACACCGAGUACUCGCUUUUAA
Plenodomus lingam JN3 is the source of this 435-nucleotide messenger RNA. RefSeq lists its product as uncharacterized. The record is from RefSeq and is a predicted model, not a curated record. Lineage: Eukaryota; Fungi; Ascomycota; Dothideomycetes; Pleosporales; Leptosphaeriaceae.